Messenger RNA from Carya illinoinensis, 2715 nucleotides. RefSeq lists its product as uncharacterized. Bases 1 to 2715 code for a protein of 904 amino acids. The transcript has 4 exons. The record is from RefSeq and is a predicted model, not a curated record. NCBI's taxonomy places the organism in Eukaryota, Viridiplantae, Streptophyta, Magnoliopsida, Fagales, Juglandaceae.
AUGCGGUGGCACAAGGAUCAGCGUGUCAUUCAGCAAGAUAUUCUAAGUCAUCCUGCUGACUCUGAGGUGUGGACGACAUUUGAUCAAGAGCAUACUUGGUUCCCAGAAGAUCCAAGAAAUGUCAGGCUUGGUUUAGCUAGCGAUGGUUUCAACCCAUUUAAUAAUUUGGCUAAACCUUAUAGCGUAUGGCCAGCGAUUCUUGUCCCUUACAACUUACCUCCGUGGUUGUGCAUGAAGGAUCCAUUUUUUAUCACUUCACUCUUGAUUCCUGGACCAAGAUCACCAGGAAAUGAAAUCGAUGUUUAUCUUCAGCCUUUGAUAGAUGAAUUGAUUGAUCUAUGGGAUAAUGGUGUUGAUACAUACGAUGUAAAGGCCAAAGAGACUUUCAGAUUGCAUGCAGCAUUGCUAUGGACAAUCAACGACUUUCCUGCUUAUGGAAACCUCUUCGGGUGGAGUACUAAGGGGAAGAUGGCAUGUCCAUCGUGCAAGGAAGAAACAGAUUCGAUGUGGUUGCCAUAUAGCCGAAAGCAUUGUUACAUGGGUCAUCGCCGAUUCUUGCCACCGGGCCACAUCUGGAGAAAGAAAAAGACUAUUUUUAAUGGGUGUGCAGAGCAUCGUGAUCCACCUACAAUGUAUUCAGGAGAAGAUGUACUCAUUCAACUCCAAAAUAUUCCUGAUGCAAAUUUUGGCAAAGCUAUAAAGAAAAGAAAGCGUACCACAGAGGAGUUCAAUUGGACCAAGAAAAGUAUCUUCUUUCAAUUGUCAUAUUGGUCGACUAUAAAGAUUAGACAUAAUCUAGAUGUAAUGCACAUUGAGAAGAACAUAUGUGACAACAUCUUAGGAACUUUGAUGAAUAUCUCUGGCAAAACUAAAGAUCAUCCUAAUGCACGUCGUGACCUUUCCACUCUCAAUAUAAGGGAGGAGUUACACCUUAUUCAGGAUGGACAACGCAUUCGUAUGCCACAAGCAUGUUAUACGUUGUAUGGAUCUGAGCGGACUGGUUUAUGUAAUUGGUUGCACGGUGUGAAAUUCCCGGAUGGCUUCGCUUCAAACAUUGCCAGAUGUGUUAGUGUAAGUGACUGCAAAAUCUCGGGGAUGAAAAGUCAUGAUUGCCAUAUUUUCAUGCAAAGAUUACUUCCUGUUGCAAUUUCUGGAUACUUACGCCAAGAUGUAUGGUUGGCACUAACUGAGCAAAGCACUUUCUUCAAAGAAUUGUGUGCUAGAACAUGUAAGAAGGAGGUCUUAGCGCGGCUUCAAUCUGAUAUCGUCGUUAUUCUUUGCAAGCUUGAGAUGAUUUUUCCGCCUACCUUUUUCGACAUAAUGGUGCACUUAGCCUAUCACUUGCCACGUGAGGCCCUGCUUGCAGGGCCAGUUCAAUAUAGGUGGAUGUAUCCUUUCGAGAGAUAUCUCGAAAAAUUCAAGAGAUAUGUUAAGAAUAAGGCCUACCCGGAAGGUUCAAUAGCUGAGGCCUAUAUCCAUGUUGAAUGCUUGAAUUUUUGUUCCAUGUACCUCCAUGAUGUUGAAACUAGAUUCAAUCCUCCUGAAUGUAACGUCGAUGAAGGAGAAGAGGGUGUACGAGAGGGACUAUUUGUUUUUUCACAGAAGGUGCGACCCAUGGGUUUUGCAUCACGUCACCAAUUAGACGAUGAUGCUUUUAUAAAAGCCAGAUGGUAUGUUCUUAAUAACUGCACAGAGAUUGGAGAAUACAUAAAUGAGCACUACAUGCAAGUGAGUGAAGAGUAUCCCAAUAAUGCCGAUAGUAUGCAUGCUGCAAAAUUUCCAGACUGGUUCAAGUCACAAAUUCAAGCUAGGCGUGCUGAUAAUCCCUCAGAAGUUUCGGAUGAUCUAUAUGCCUUAGCAUGUGGUCCUGACCCUUGGGGUGCGUCCUAUUCUAGUUGCAUAACCAACGGUAUAAGAUUUCACACAAAAAAACGGGAAGAACAUCGUCGCACCCAAAACUCCGGUGUCAUGGUCAUUAGUGAACAACCAGGAUCUGAAAAACUUGAGUUCUUUGGUAGACUAAUAGACAUUUUGGAAUUACGCUACAUGGGGUGGCGUCGUGUUUACUUAUUCAAAUGUGAAUGGUUUGACAUCUCUGAUUCCAAACGAGGGAUACGUAUGAAACCACAUCUUACUAGUGUGAAUAUGUUGCGGACAGCUUAUAAGGACGAUCCAUUUGUUUUGGCAUCCCAAGCAUCACAGGUAUUUUACCUAAAAAAUCACAGCAUCCGGGGGGAAUGGUCUGUAGUCCAAAAGGUCAUACAUAGAAAUGUCUAUGACCUUCCACGAUCAUCCCUUAUUGAAGAUGAUGAAUCUGAUUCUAGUGACGUUGAUGCAUACCAAGAGGAUAAUUCUGGUGAUGCUUACGUGAGUGUCCAUGCUGAUGACACCCCAUUGCAAACAGACAUGCACAGGCCGGAUGUUGAACCGGAGGAUACUCUAUUGGUUGCCUUCGCCUUCGAUAUGCCAAUCACUGGAAGAGGUAGAGGUCGAUCACGGGGAGUCAGGGGUGGCCGAGGCCGAGGUAGAUCUCAAAGAAACCAUUCAGUUGAGGAUACAAAACCCAUUCCUCCCCUUACUGCCCAAGCUGAUGCAUUCUCAAGCUCAUAUGACUUAACUGAGCCACCUGAUUGCGUCCCGAGCACAGAACCCAAUGACAUGCCAGCAAUUGAUUCACAGAGUGCAAACCCGGAUGGUAUAUCUCUAUUUUUCUGA